GCCUCUCACUGAAAAUAAGGUUAAAACCAACCAACCUUCAAAACCUGAGCUGCCUUUGGAGUAGGGCCAGCAGCUCAUCGCCUCUCCUGGGUUCUAGGCAGGGCUGUGGGGAGCUGGGCAGGUUUGACAGACAAAGGGAAGGCAGAGAGGCUCCAACUGCAGCUGCUGCUGCAUGAGUGGGAAUUCGAGAAGACCGAGCUGAACUUCCUGUCUGCAGGGGAUUUCGAUAAGAGAGUGGGGCGGGCUGGGCUUGGCUUCCGCUCCCCCUGGCAUUGCCAUGGCUGCCAUAGCAGCGUUGGGGUGCUGCCAUAGCAGCGUUGGGGUGCUGCCAUAGCAGCGUUGGGGUGCUGCCAUAGCAGCGUUGGGGUGCUGCCAGCUGCUGCGCAGAUUGAACAGCAACUGGAUUCAUGUAAUUAGAGGACAUCUGCAGUGCUUUGCACUUGGGACUGCUGCUCAGAAGACCCUUGUUCCUGCAGAAGGAUGGCUGCAAAGAAGAAGGAAGUAGUACUGCAGAUUAACAUCAAUAGCCAGGAGCUUUGGGAAGAAAUGCUGUGUCUCAAAGGACUCAUUGUUGUUGAUGCGUAUCAAGCCUGGUGUGGUCCAUGCAAAACAGUAGUGGAUCUUUUCCAAAAAAUAAGGAAUGAAGUUGGCAGUGAUCUCCUGCAUUUUGCUGUGGCUGAAGUUGAUUCCAUUGACAGUCUGGAAAAAUACAGAGGAAAAUGCGAGCCUGUCUUUCUGUUUUAUGCAGGAGGAGAAUUAGUAGCUGCAGUAAGAGGAGCAAAUGCACCAUUGCUGCAGAAGACCAUCCUUGAACAGCUGGCUGUGGAAAGGAAGGUUUUAGAACAUGGAGGACAGCGUGUGGUAGUACAAGACAGAGCCUUCUCCAAAGAAGAGGGAAAAGUGGCUGUUCUUCAGGAACAGUGGAAGGCUAAAUAGGUCAGGCUAAGGCACCUGUUGAUUCCCAGCCGUUGUCGUGGAGCAGACGUGGGAUUUCCCAAUAAACACAUGGAUUUUAUGCGA
Messenger RNA from Pezoporus occidentalis (night parrot), 1020 nucleotides. It is a transcript of the gene NME9, whose product is annotated as NME/NM23 family member 9. Bases 481 to 936 code for a protein of 151 amino acids. The transcript has 8 exons. NCBI's taxonomy places the organism in Eukaryota, Metazoa, Chordata, Aves, Psittaciformes, Psittacidae. The record is from RefSeq and is a predicted model, not a curated record.